ACCGGCAGAGGGCGCUGUAUCUCACGGUAAAACCACUGAUUGCAGCCUGAGCCCCGGCCGUCCGGGCAGGCGGGGGUGGCGGCGUCCCCGGGUUGCUCGGAGACGGCUCUGUCAAUGGAGAGAGAGGGAGAAGGAGGGAACACGUGUGGAGCGGACACUCCGGAGACAGCAGUGCCCAGCACAGGGCCGGAGUAUGCCCAUCUGCAGCCCUGCCAGGACCAGCCCGGAGCCUUCAGUACCCGGUGCCCCCCCACAGGACAGGAGCCACUCUCUGCACACCAGCUGGCAAAGGGUUAAUCUCGUGCAUGCCCAGCUGCAGCCCUGCAAGGGUUAAUCGUCUUCCCUGUGGAGCCAGUGCCCGCCUGCACCCUAACCUUCCUGUGUAUGCCCAGCUGCAGCCCUGCAGGGGUUAAUCGUGGUCCCGGUCCAGCCCGCAGUCCCCCUGGCAGUGAUCUCAUCCCUUGGCACCUCCGCAGAUGAGCUCAGUCUGGUGCCCUGCAGCGGGUGAUCGGGUGUAGUGUGGACCCCGCAGCGCCCCCCAGCUCCAGGUGGCUCGUGUGCGCAUCCUCCCUGGAGUUGGUGCAGGAUCCUCCUUACUCCGGGAUUCCAGGGAUCCAGUGGAUCGCAGCCCAUGCUCUGCCCAGCUGGCACACAGGGCUCCUCACCCAUGCGCUGUGGAUUGUGCUGCUGGAGUAUUUAGGGACCCCCGGGCACAGGUGCCCCCUGCAGGAUGAGGAGGAGGACGGGAUCUUGGGGGAUCUGCCUGGUCCUGGGCGCAGUGACUGCUCUGAGAGGUUUCGUGACCGCCCUGCAGGUGAUGAUGGACAAGGAUAGCAUACAGGUGGCCCGCGGCCAGUCUGCGGCACUCUUUUGCACAUUCACCACAAGUGCAGCGCUCACCAACCUCAACAUCAUCUGGACUGUGACCCCUCUGUCUAAUGCCAACCAACCUGAACAGAUCAUUAUAUAUCAGGGGGGGCAGGUUUUCACCACGGCGGCCAAUUUCCAAGGACGAGUGGGUUUUAUGCAAACCAUGCCGAGCACCAAUGCUUCAAUCUACAUCAACAACACCCAGCUCUCCGACACGGGGACCUACCAGUGUAUGGUCAACAACUUCCCCGAUCGAGCACUGCGCAAUAUCGGAGUAGUGGGAUUUACCGUCUUAGUGCCUCCCUCUGAACCCCUCUGCAACAUUCAGGGAUCCCUGGAUAUUGGGAGUGAUGUGACUCUGACCUGCAGCUCGGAGGAAGGCAUCCCCAGGCCCACCUACCUGUGGGAGAAGGUUGACAACAAUCCGUUCCUUCCUGCAUCAGUAACACAAGACCAGUUCCAAGGUACCAUCUUACUGAAGAACAUAAGCACUGCAUCCUCAGGGCGAUAUCAGUGUGUAUCAUCCAAUCUCAUGGGCGCCCGAACCUGCCUUCUAGACCUGCAAGUAGUUGCUCCGCCGCACCAGAGCAUGGGUCUUAUAGCCGGAGCCAUUGCGGGGGGAGUGUUAGUGUUGGUCAUCUGUAUAACCGUGGUGGUUAUUGGGUUGUUCUACUGGAGGAACAAGCACAAGGAAGAGGAAGACGAAAUCCCAAAUGAGAUAAGAGAGGAUGAUCUUCCUCCGAAGUGCUCAUUGUCUACCAAAGUCUUUCACCCUGAUGCCUCCUCCUCUGAGCACGAUACAUUGACGUCCACCAACACAAACACCUUCAAUGGUCACUACUGGAAUAGCUCCAAGUCCAAUUUCAACACCGGUUCAUACGUUCAUUACAACUGCAAUGGCUGCCGCCAACCCUCCGCCCGUUCGGUCACGGGUCACCCAAGACCGACUUAUGCUAAUGGUGGACAGCCUUCCGGUCCUCCAAAGACAUUGGUGGUGACAGCCAACACAGCCCCUUCUCCAAAGACUGGAGGUAGAAGCAACGGCACGGUUGGCAGAAAAGCAAAGCCGUCUCAAACUAGGUCUUAUGCUGUUAGCCAGGCCACGUUGGAGAGGAUAGGCGCCGUGCCGGUCAUGAUACCGGCUCAGAGUAGAGCGGGCUCACUAGUAUAGGAAGAGCGUAAAGUCAUCUUGGGGCAAAGAAGAGUUGCGUUAGCUUGUGGGGGUGAAAGAACGUCACGUGUGCUUCUCUGUUCCUUCCUUCCAUCCGGGCAAUCUACGACUGGAAGAGGCCGGUCCUUGUGAGAGAAGACACAACCUGAGACAAGGUUGAAAAAGUGUGGACGGUUUACCCGAGACUAGAACUCCUCCUUAUAGUGCCAAGCACAGCCCCGGGGCUUCCAACACAGAAUAACAAAUGUGCCUCCCGUACUCUUGUUCAGCUCCUCUUACUCACCUUAAGCCCCAUUAAAGGCUUUAUUUUUGUAACUUCCACCUUGCUUGGAAUCCAACUAGUUAAUCUUGCUCAUUGAAGAUGGUGCUAAGGAGCCCCCUAUCCCUCCCCCCCCUCAUCUCUACCACCCUAUAAAUCACCAGCUAAAGAAUAAGUAUCCCAUUCCCGCAUCACUCCAGCACUUUAUUCAUCUUUUGGUACCCAUCUCCAUGGAAGAACAUCCAAGAGGUCUAUACAUUCUAAGGUCCCUCCAGACCACCACCACCACUGAAUAAGACGAAGGACUUCAUCGUAUAAAGAAGAUCUUGCAAACUGCAUCAGUUCCGCUAACAGAUUCUUAGAACCUAGAUUUUUCCUUCAACUAUUCAGUCAUAUUUCGAGAUGAUGGGCACCGAACCUGUUUUUUUGAAUUCUUUUACAGAAGUUAUUGUGUAUAAAAAUAUUUUU
Molecule: messenger RNA, 2768 nt
Organism: Hyla sarda
Lineage: Eukaryota; Metazoa; Chordata; Amphibia; Anura; Hylidae
Gene: IGSF11
Product: immunoglobulin superfamily member 11
Exons: 7
Coding region: 731-2041 (436 amino acids)
Biological process (GO): homophilic cell-cell adhesion
Cellular component (GO): cell-cell junction
Molecular function (GO): ionotropic glutamate receptor binding
Source: RefSeq, a predicted model, not a curated record